This is a messenger RNA of Pelobates fuscus (common spadefoot toad), 5589 nucleotides long. Its product is annotated as zinc finger protein 850-like. The transcript has 10 exons. NCBI's taxonomy places the organism in Eukaryota, Metazoa, Chordata, Amphibia, Anura, Pelobatidae. The coding region runs from base 254 to 5269 and encodes 1671 amino acids. Gene Ontology annotation, biological process: regulation of transcription by RNA polymerase II. The record is from RefSeq and is a predicted model, not a curated record. Gene Ontology annotation, molecular function: DNA-binding transcription factor activity, RNA polymerase II-specific; RNA polymerase II cis-regulatory region sequence-specific DNA binding.
AAUACUAUGGAGGGGGUGUUGGAGAUCCAAAACGAGGUUUGAAACGCGGACUACGUACUGUGAUGUAGUGUGUGCACUUCCGCUUGAUAUAUUCAUGUCUUUGGAAUAGCACCCAGCAAGGUGGACCUUUUAGGAAAGGGUCAUGAAAGUUCUGAUUUCAUAUGUUCAGUAUUUCAUGAUAUUCUGGUGGUAGGUCAGUCUGGAGACAACUCCUCGCACAACAAUCAACUACUUUCUCAUAGAGACAGUAAUAAUGAAGAAAUGCAAAAUUCAGUUGAAUAAGAGGAUCUUGAAUCUCACCCUGGAGAUCAUCUAUCUGCUGACUGGGGAGGAUUGGAUAGUAGUGAAAAAAUCAAGUGAAAAUGCCACAAAAAGCAAUACUCGCUGUGUUUUACAAGGAUUUUGUAGAACCCAGAGUUCCAGCACAUUGUCCCCUAACUCAUUGAUUCAUGAGAGAAACAACAAGAAGAUUCUCGAAAUAACCAACCAAAUAAUUAAUCUGCUGACUGGAGAGGUUCCAAUAAGGUUUGAAGAUGUUACUGUGUAUUUUUCCAUGGAGGAAUGGGAAUAUUUGGAAGAAAACAAAGAUCUUUACAAGGAUUUGAUUAUGGAGAAUCAACAAUCCCUAAGCUUAGUGGGUGAAUCUCUUGACAGAAAUAGAUCUGAAGAAUUAUACAGUACCGUUUCAUCAAUGUGUUCCUUAAAUGAAGAUUUAAGUAACAGUAACACUAACUUGACUGAUGUAUACCUUAGAAUAAAUAAAUCGAGUGAAGAAGUUGUUAAAAAUGUGGAAGAGGAGCAAGCCCCAAUUGAAGGAGGAAAUUUAGCGAACAAUGAUAUUUGUACAUUGACCACCCAAGUACAGAUGCAUAUUAAGAAAGAACUAACUGCAUGUGGUGAAGAAAACAUCAAAGAGUUGGAAAUGUAUUCACUCAUUAACGAUAAAGAAGUAGAUAAUACAUGUACUGAUAUUAAGCAGGAAUCCAGUUUAUACAAUAACAUUUAUACAUCAACAAAUUAUGCAUUUUCUCAUAUAAAUGAACUUGGCAAUGGAAAUUAUAAUAUACUGGAAAGAAACAAUGGAUUUCAUGAAAACUUUUAUAAUACACAAGUUUGUACACUUUCCCCAAACAUAUGCACUACAGAGAAAAAUCUAAACUGUGUUGGUUGUCACAAAUGUUUUACUGGUAACUUUGACCGUGUUAUACAUCAGACAAUCCAAAAAAAACAGAAGCUAACAUGUGAGGAAUGCGGGAAAACAUUCUCUCAUAAAUCUGAGCUUCUACGACAUCAGAUGAGUCACACUGGAGAGAAACCAUUUUCAUGUUCCGAAUGUGGUAAGCGAUACACAAGUAAAUCGACACUUCUCGCACAUCAGGUUAUUCACACAGGAGAGAAACCAUAUUCAUGUGCUAACUGUGACAAAUGUUUUACCAGCAGUUCACAUCUUGCAAGGCAUCGCAUGAUUCACUCGAUGGAGAAGCCAUUUGCCUGCACUGAAUGUGGGAAAUGUUUUACUAGUAGAGGACAUGUUGUUAGACACCAGAGAAGUCACAGUGGAGAGAAGCCGUAUCCAUGUUCCAUUUGUGGAAAAUGUUUUAUUGAUUGCUCCACCCUUGUCAGACAUCAAAGGAUUCACACAGGUGAUAGGCCAUUUCCAUGUUCUGUGUGUGGGAAACGAUUCACAAGUAGCUCUCAUCUUUCUGUCCAUCUGAGAAUUCACACAGGAGAGAAACCGUUCUCAUGUUCAGUGUGCGGGAAAUGCUUUUCUGAUUACUCCAGUCUAGUUAGGCAUCAGAGAAUUCAUACAGGUGAUACACCGUUUUCAUGCUCCGAAUGUGGUAAAAGUUUUACCAGUAAAUCAAAUCUUGUUACGCAUCAAAGAGUUCACACAGGAGAGCGGCCAUUCCCUUGCUCUGUGUGCGGAAAACGUUUUACUGACAAGGCAAGUCUUCUUAAGCAUCAUAUGAUUCAUACAGGGGAAAAACCAUUCUCAUGUCCCGAGUGUGAUAAAUGUUUUACUAGUAAAUCAAACCUUGUUGCACAUGAGAGGAUUCAUUCAGGAAAAAAACCAUUCCAGUGUUCUGAAUGUGGCAAAUGUUUUACCGAUAAAUCAAUUCUUAUUAAACAUCAGAGGAUUCACACUGGAGAGAAACCAUUUUCUUGCUCUGAGUGUGGCAGAUGUUUUACUAGUAAAUCCAAUGUUGUCGCUCAUCAAAAGAUUCACGUGAGGAAAAAAGAAUUUCUGUGUUCUGAAUGUGGAACAUAUUUUAGCAAUAGAUCGGGUCUUGUUAAACAUCAGAAGACUCACAAAGAUAAAAUCAUUUUUUAUAAUUUAAUUUCCCUAUUGGAUGAACAAGAUAACAACUCACAACAGUUUGAGGAUGUACCAAAUAUAAUAGAGGCCAACAUUCCACCUGGACUAAAACCUCCCUCUAUGUUUUACCCCCAGGUUGAUAAAGGCCCAUACAUUCAAAUGUUCUAUGAAUUGGUUCUGAAGGAUCUGAGAGUUCUCUGUUAUGUUUUUAAAAGGAAAAAAGACAGAGUUUGUAAUAAUUUGGAUAAACCAGAAUUAGCAGCUAUUACCAGCUUGAAAGCUAAUCGUAACCUUAUUAUUAAAGGGGCGGAUAAGGGAGGGGGUAUUGUCCUGUUGGAUAAAGUUGAUUAUCUUAUGGAAGCUGAGCAGAUGUUGGGGAAUAGAGACUACUAUGAGGUUUUAAGAUUUGAUCCUACCUCACGUUUCAGGAGUGAACUGAGAGACCUCAUAGAAUUGGCCUUUUUGAACGGUGCUAUAGAUAAAAAAGAAAGAAGUUUCUUUCUCUCAACACAGGGAGAGAUCCUCAUUUUCUAUUACCUCCCAAAGGUGCACAAAUCUCUCACCAACCCUCCAGGCCGCCCUAUAAUAUCGGGUCUAAGCUCAUUGAUUUCACCAAUUUCUAAGUGGGUUGAUUUUCACCUACAAAGAUAUGUCCCACAUCUGCCCUCUUUUCUAAAAGACACAGGACAUAUGUUGUCCAUUAUUAAGAAGAUUGAAUGGUCAGAACAAUAUUGCUGGCUAACGAUUGAUGUGGCAGCUCUCUAUUCCAAUAUCGACCAUACUCUAGGCUUCAAAGCCCUUUCUCUAUACCUACGAUCAGAUCCCCUUCUUCCAGAAAAACAGUCCGAAUUCAUUAUUAAAUUUACAGAAUUUAUGUUGAAACAUAAUUAUUUUGAGUUUAAUGGGAAGUUUUUUAGUCCAUGUUUGGUGUCACUGACCAUGAACAAGGGGACGAGUCAGACCUCAGAGAGAAUCCUGGAUAUCACAUUGGAGAUGCUUUUCCUUCUUACUGGAGAGGAUUACUUUGUUGUGAAUAAGUCUGGUGAGCAUGUCACACAAAGCAGAGGUCUUUGUGUACCGGAAGGACAUAGAAACACCCCAAGUCUCAGGAUUGUGUCUUCACCUUGCUCACUGAAAAAUUAUGGAGACAAUGACAAGAAGAUUAUGGAACUAGCUAAAACUAUUAUUAACCUGCUGACUGGCGAGGUUUCUAUGAGGUUUGAGGAUAUCACUGUCCAUUUCUCCUUGGAAGAAUGGGAGUAUAUAGAAGAACACAGUGACCUUUAUAAUAGUGUGUUGUUGGAAAAUGAUCAGUCCUUAGACACAAUGGAUACUUCUUCGAGCAGUAAACCAGCUGAACGUGUUUCAUUACAAGAUUUUGUUACUAAAACUAAAAAUGGUUUUGGAAUUUGUGCAAAAGGAAUGUAUGUAGAAACAUAUAAUGAAACACAAAAAGGACAAUCUCUGAGAAAUAUGCAGGAGGAGUCCAAAUCAUGUGAAGGAGAGCUUAUACACAAUAAUAUUAAUAACCCCACUGAGCAUACACCAUUAAUACAUACAUCUCACAUUAAGGGGGAAUCCACAUGUGAUCCAAUAAAUCUAACACACACUGAGAGUUAUAACUUUAUGAAGCAAGCACAAAUGGAACUUAAAUGUAUACAUUUUGAGGAGAAUUUAACUUCAUAUAAGAGUGAAAUUCUCAAGGAAAUAGAUACUUGUAUGCCAACAGAACAUACAUCGCUCAAAUUGACAUCAAGACAGCAAGAGUUCACCUCUUGUGGACAAAAGAAUCCAACAGAUCAUGAGAUUUGUGCAUCUACAGAAUAUACCCCGAAUAAAAUGAAUUCUACUCCUAAUGAGCUAUUGUAUAAAGAGGAAAAUCUCUCUAGCAGUCAUACACCCAAUAAGUAUGCACAGAUAGAAUAUAUAUGUAAUAACAAAGAGCCAACCAUCAAUAAUGGUAAUAAACAGAAGAUACAUAAGAACCUAACUGGUAAGUUCAAAAAUAGAAAUAAAAGUGUUAAUAAAAUAUCAAAUGAUAUAUUUUAUCAGGGUGCAGAAAAUGAGAGGUUGUUUAAUUGCACCAAGAACAAGGGAAAGACACCAUUUUCAUGUUCUGAAUGUGGCAAAUACUUCACUUGUAAGUCAAGUCUUGUCAGACAUGAGAAGAAGCAAGCAGGACGGAAACACUUCUCAUGUUCUGAAUGCGGGAGAUGUUUUUCUGAGAAGUCAAGUUUUACGUUACAUCAGAAGGUUCACACAGAAAGGAAACCGUACCCUUGUUCAGAAUGCGGUAAAUGUUUUAUUGUUAGGUUAAAUCUUGUUAAACACCAAAAGAUCCACACCAAAGAAGGACCAUUCUUAUGCUCCGAAUGUGGAAAACCAUUUUCUUAUAAAUCAGAUCUCAUUAUACACCAGAGGAUUCAUACAGGAGAAAAACCAUUCACAUGUUCUGAAUGCGGAAAAUCGUUUAGCCAAAAUUCACAUCUGAGUGAACAUCAGAAGAUUCACACUGGAGAGAAACCAUUUUCGUGUUCUGUAUGUGGGAAAUGUUUCACCCAAAACUCACAUCUGAUUUCUCAUCAAACUGUACAUACAGGAGACAAGCUAUUUGCGUGUCCCAAAUGUGGAAAAUGUUUUACAUGCAAGUCAAGUCUUGUUAGGCAUCAGAGAAUUGAAACAGGAGAGAAACAUUAUUCAUGUUCUGAAUGUGGGAAAUUUUUUACUUGCAAAUCAAGCCUUGUUACACAUUCUAGAAUUCAUACAGGGGAGAAACCAUUUUCAUGCUCUGAAUGUGGAAAAUGCUUUACCAUAAAGUCAAAUUUAGUUACACAUCAAAGGAUUCACACAAUAGAUAAAUUAUUUUCAUGUUCAGAAUGUGGGAAACAUUUUAAUCAAAAAUCACAUCUUAUUUCACAUUUAAGGGUUCACACAAGAGAAAAUAUACCAUGAUAGUUUGGACAUUUGUGCCAGUGGAUCAAGUCUUAGUAUGCAUCAAACAAUCCACAUUUAUUGAUGUGGGAAAAUGCAAUGGAAAAAUCCGCUCCGGACAGAUGAUUUGCCAUAUAUUAAAAACAUUUGCAUAAUCUUCUAUGGGUUUAGAGACAUAAUGUAGACUGGAGUAGGGGACACAAAGCUUAAAUGUACACAUGAAGUGCAGUGAAAUAAAAAAUAGCAAAGCUAAAAUUAGACCAUUCCUCAAAAUUCUGUGUACAAUAUGGAGAUUAAAAAAGAAAAUUAUUUCAAAAAAUGUUUGUUAAAAAUGUAUUCGU